This is a messenger RNA of Physeter macrocephalus (sperm whale), 823 nucleotides long. RefSeq names its product synaptophysin (gene SYP). The coding region runs from base 124 to 711 and encodes 195 amino acids. The transcript has 4 exons. NCBI's taxonomy places the organism in Eukaryota, Metazoa, Chordata, Mammalia, Artiodactyla, Physeteridae. The record is from RefSeq and is a predicted model, not a curated record. Gene Ontology annotation, cellular component: synaptic vesicle membrane; synaptic vesicle; presynaptic active zone. Gene Ontology annotation, biological process: regulation of neuronal synaptic plasticity.
UACCAAGUGUACUUUGAGGCACCCACCUGCCAAGGGGACCCUAAAAAUAUCUUCCUCGUGGGGGACUACUCCUCAUCAGCUGAAUUCUUUGUCACCGUGGCCGUAUUUGCCUUCCUCUACUCCAUGGGGGCUCUGGCUACCUACAUCUUCCUGCAGAACAAGUACCGAGAGAACAACAAAGGGCCCAUGCUGGACUUUCUGGCCACGGCAGUGUUCGCCUUCAUGUGGCUGGUUAGCUCGUCGGCCUGGGCCAAGGGGCUGUCAGAUGUGAAGAUGGCCACGGACCCAGAGAACAUUAUCAAGGGGAUGCCUGUCUGCCACCAGACGGGGAAUACAUGCAAGGAGCUGAGGGACCCUGUGACCUCUGGCCUCAACACCUCGGUGGUGUUUGGCUUCCUGAACCUGGUGCUCUGGGUCGGCAACCUGUGGUUCGUAUUCAAGGAGACAGGCUGGGCCGCCCCAUUCCUGCGCGCUCCUCCCGGCGCCCCCGAGAAGCAACCGGCGCCCGGGGAUGCCUACGGCGAGGCAGGCUACGGGCAGGGCCCCGGCGGGUACGGGCCCCAGGACUCCUACGGGCCCCAGGGCGGCUAUCAGCCUGACUACGGGCAGCCCGCCGGUGGCGGUGGCGGUGGCUACGGGCCUCAGGGCGACUACGGGCAGCAAGGCUAUGGCCCUCAGGGUGCACCCACCUCCUUCUCCAAUCAGAUGUAGUCUGGUCAGUGCAGCCCGGGAGGACCCCGUUGGUAGGCAAGAGCUCAGGAGAAGGACUGCCCCCUGUUCCCAUCCCUACACCCCAGGUCUCCACCCCUCAAACCAGGAGACC